GUUUACAACGCGACCCCGAAGCCCAUCUACCUGUGGUCCAUCUCCAGCGUCGCGGGCUCCAUGCAAACCAUCUACCCCUACACGCUCUACUACGAGGCCCAAUACUACGACCCAAAGACCGGGAUUGCGAUUAAGAUCACGAAGACACCGGAUGCGCUGUACAACGGCGCCGGCACGUUUAUCUUCGGCUACACGCUGAAUGCGGCGGAGGGGAACAUCUACUAUAGCUUUGGGUCGGUCAACCAGGAGCCGUUU
Molecule: messenger RNA, 255 nt
Organism: Mytilinidion resinicola
Lineage: Eukaryota; Fungi; Ascomycota; Dothideomycetes; Mytilinidiales; Mytilinidiaceae
Exons: 1
Source: RefSeq, a predicted model, not a curated record